Messenger RNA from Carassius auratus (goldfish), 822 nucleotides. Its product is annotated as GTPase IMAP family member 5-like. The transcript is spliced from 4 exons. Lineage: Eukaryota; Metazoa; Chordata; Actinopteri; Cypriniformes; Cyprinidae. Gene Ontology annotation, molecular function: GTP binding. The coding region runs from base 145 to 822 and encodes 225 amino acids. The record is from RefSeq and is a predicted model, not a curated record.
UUGUAAAGUGAACAACGACUUCUUCCUGGUUCCAUUGUAGCAACAUGGAAAGAAACGUCUACAUGAUGAACCCUCAAAAUACAGGAUGAUGAACAGACAGACGUCAAGAGUCUGAGGACUAAAGAAAGAGAACAGAAUAUCAACAUGUCAACCUCAGAAACCACAGUGGUCGUCCACAAUCCUCCUCGUAGGAGAAGACGAAGCAAAGAACAACCUCCUCUGAUGAGGAUUGUUCUUCUGGGUUCGAGUGUGUCUGAAAACAGUCUGGUGGGGAACUUCAUCUUAGGACGAGCAGCGUUUGACAGUGAAGCUCCUCCAGAUGUUGUAGAGAGAGUCGGAGGAAGACUGAAGGACAGAGAUGUGAUGAUCAUCAACAGUCCUCAGCUGCUCCAGACGAACAUCUCAGAUCAUCAGAUCACACACACUGUGAGAGAGUGUGUGCAUCUGUCUGAUCCAGGACCUCAUGUGAUCCUUCUGCUCCUCAAACAUGAGCCGUGUUCAGCAGAAGAUCAGGAGCGUGUGGAGAAGGUGCUGCUCUCUUUCUCUGAGCAGGUUUAUCAACACACCAUGGUGCUCACAACACAAGAGACCACAGAAACCAGUGACGUCCUACAGAACAUCAUUCAGAAGUGUGCAAACAGACACUUCAGUCUUCAGAGGAGCAGCUCUCCAGAUGAUCUCCUGCAGAUGUUUGAGGACAUUGUGAAGAUGAACGAUGGACGACACAUGGUUUGUGCUGAAGCUUCACAGUAUUAUUUUAUUAUAUUUAUAUUCAUAUAUUCUUCAUUCACAUAUAAUUACUGCAUUAAUAAAUUCAGAUAA